AUGGCGGAUCAUCAGACCACGGCAGCUUCGCGUGCUGCGGCUGGCACCAGCAAUAUGAGAGGAGGUCGAUUUACAGACUUCACCCGAUCGCCCGGCGCUUCGAUCGACGAGACCACGACAGCUUCACAAGCUCCGUCGCAAGGGCUUCCGAACAACCCGCCGAGCUGGACGAUCUGGGGAUCGCCUCCCGGAGCCGGCGCCAGCAGUAGUCUCGGAGGUGGCUUUGGCGGUGGUGGUGGUGGCGUGACUGAUCGUAGAGGUCCCGGGUCCGACGAUUCUUAUCCCCCGCCUGGUGCUUCGGCCGGCGCUUUCGAUGGAAAACAAGGUUCAUCGGCGCUGCUCGAAAAUGACACGUGGAACAAGUCAUCAAUGUGGUCGGGAGAAGCAACGUCGCCCGGAAUCACCAACGUGGCUGCAGCAGAUCUCUCCCGGUCUCCCGUCAGGAUGCGCACGAAUCCAAAAUAUGAGAGUCCCAAGCAGUCGACCGAGAUUCCUAGGAGCUCAUCACCUUUCUAUCCUAUGCCUAGACAGGCAGCCGUCGGACGCGGGACAACCCUGACGCAAUCCCCGGGUAGCAAAGGAUACCUAGACCCUUCGUCCGCCAGCUUCGGAGAUGCCUUGGACUUUCAAAACAACCGUGGGCGACCCAUGGAGAUGGGUCAGUUUGGGGGUCAACGUUUCGGUGGCGCCAACAACACUGGUGGUGGACGACAUCUGGGGUCCGUGUUGGCGGGUGCUAUGGAGAGCGAUGAGCACAAUCAGCUGCGUAGAGGGCGUGGUCUCUCGAACUCUCGAGGGAUCGUUCCCUCUGCCGAUCACCUGAACACUGCUGGCCGUAGCGAGAGCCUGCCCCCUCAGCAGCGCGCGAAUUCGACCCCCCCAACUUACAACCCGGAUCAGUCACCACCACCCAACGGUGCUGGCUACCCUUCAUACACCCACAUGCCGACUUCCCACGGCGGAGCCCAGCUCGGUGGCCAUCCCCUUCAAGGGCAGCCCUACUCCCAAACCAGAUACCCGGAACUGAGCCGUGAGACCCGGAACGCCGAGAUGAUCGCCCAGGUCAGUCAACUAUCCGUCGAGGACGACGGCGACCUGUACCAGGGAGCCAGGCAGCGGCCUCCGUAUCCUGCAUUCACCACGCAGACGCCGCCCACCGGCAAUAUCAAUUACCCGCCGCAGCCGCAAUUCGGGGAACUUGCGUACCAGAGACACGCUGCCCAGGGAUCGCAUGGCUCGUCCCCUUGGUCUCCCGAUGAGACUCUCUUCCGUGGACAGGAUCAGUACAACGAUCAGUUCGGUGAAUUCGGAGAUGGUUAUGGCGAGCAGCGCAUUCGGUCCUACGAGCGCAAUGGGGCGAUGUCUCCCGGUGAGGACUACAAUCGGAGAAGUUUGGGCAGCCCGUACUAUCCAGCUGGAACUCCGCCCUCCGGCAUGGAAGGCAUUCGCUCUCCCUCUCGUGGAGGCUCCACCAACCGUACGCCGUCCGGUCAGAUUGGUCUCCAUCCAGAAAAACUGCGUCAGCAGUUGCUGGUGACGCAACAACAGCAGCAACAGAACCAUCAUCCGGCGAUGCUGAUGCGUGACUCGUUGUACCGUUCCCAGCAAUAUGUGCCAACGAGUGGCAACUACGACUAUACUGGCGCGUACAGCAACACCAGAAUGCAGAUGCCCACGUUCCCCGGAUCGAUGAGUCCUCUGAUGGGUCCAGCGCAAGCUGCACCACCCAGGCGUCACGAUGACUUUGGUAGUUUGAGGAGUGCCCUCCUCGAAGAGUUCAGGUCCAAUUCGAAGUCGAACAGACGCUACGAGCUGAAGGACAUCUAUCAGCACGUUGUGGAAUUUAGCGGCGACCAGCAUGGAUCUCGCUUCAUCCAGCAGAAGCUCGAGACGGCCAACAGUGAUGAGAAGGAAGUCGUAUUCAAGGAGAUACGCCAGAACUCUCUGCAGCUGAUGACCGAUGUAUUCGGGAACUACGUGAUCCAGAAGUUCUUCGAGCAUGGGAAUCAACUGCAGAAGAGCAUCUUGGCAAAGCAGAUGGAGGGCCACGUCUUGACUCUGUCGCUGCAGAUGUACGGAUGUCGCGUAGUCCAGAAGGCUCUCGAGCACAUAUUGACGGAUCAACAAUCCACCCUGGUAAAAGAGCUUGAUGGCCAUGUUCUCAAAUGCGUGAAGGACCAGAAUGGCAAUCACGUGGUCCAAAAGGCCAUCGAACGGGUUCCUGCCGAGCACAUCCAAUUCAUCAUCUCGGCAUUCAAGGGCCAGGUCCAGACUCUUGCAACCCACCCGUAUGGCUGCCGUGUGAUUCAGCGCAUGUUGGAACACUGCGAUGAGGAAGCCCAAGCCUCUAUAUUGAAGGAACUUCACGCCUGCACCUUUUCGCUCGUCCAGGACCAGUACGGUAACUACGUGACCCAGCAUGUGAUUGAGCAUGGCAAGCCGGAGGACCGCGCGAAGAUCAUUCAGAUGGUCACCGGUCAGCUCUUUCAAUUCUCCAAACACAAGUUCGCGUCCAACGUUGUUGAGAAGAGCAUAGCCUUUGGGAAUGCGGAACAGAAGCGUGAGAUUGUUAGAGCCGUCACAGCCCUGCGUCCUGACGGUACUUCACCGUUGCACCUGCUUAUGCGGGAUCAAUACGGCAAUUACGUGAUCCAGAAACUUCUUACGCUUCUCAGUGGCGCCGAUCGUGAGACGCUCGUCGAGCAGAUCAAGCCGCAGCUCCAGGCAUUGAAGAAGUUCACGUUCGGAAAACAGAUCAAUGCCAUUGAGAAAUUGAUCUUCAACAGCGCCUCUACUCCCCAAGCCACUUCACCCCUGGAGUCGGCACUGACCACGCCUCCAUUGCUCACCACUGGUUGCCAGUCGCCAGAUUCCUCAGUAACCCCCUCCACGGGCACUAGUUCGGCCGGCGAAGGACUUCCCGCGACCCCUCCCAAGCCUGCGGCUGGUGGAGUCGAGGUUCAGAUCGACGGGCCCUAG
Molecule: messenger RNA, 2979 nt
Organism: Tricharina praecox
Lineage: Eukaryota; Fungi; Ascomycota; Pezizomycetes; Pezizales; Pyronemataceae
Product: armadillo-type protein
Exons: 8
Coding region: 1-2979 (992 amino acids)
Biological process (GO): nuclear-transcribed mRNA catabolic process, deadenylation-dependent decay
Cellular component (GO): cytoplasm
Molecular function (GO): mRNA 3'-UTR binding
Source: RefSeq, a predicted model, not a curated record